Aspergillus pseudotamarii is the source of this 504-nucleotide messenger RNA. RefSeq lists its product as uncharacterized. NCBI's taxonomy places the organism in Eukaryota, Fungi, Ascomycota, Eurotiomycetes, Eurotiales, Aspergillaceae. The record is from RefSeq and is a predicted model, not a curated record. The coding region runs from base 141 to 413 and encodes 90 amino acids. The transcript has a single exon.
UGGUCAGGAUUUGGCAAGCUUGGAGUCGUGCUGAGCCUGCGUCUCUAGUUGCGAUAAAUACUCCGUUAGCGCUUUGCUCCCUGUCAUGUAAAGCAUUCACAGAUGCUGACUUUCGGUUUUUCCACUACUGAGGCGACGGGAUGAAGGUUUGGCGGGAUUGGACACCCCGGAAGGAAAACUGGAGAAGGGAAAAAAAGAUUAAAAUCAGGGUGGCCCUGACAACAGGUCUUGGUCUGGUCAUGCAUGAACACCUCCCUAUACUGACACUGGGCCAUGUUAAAUGGAUCGCAAAAAGAGAAUAUGAGGUCGUGCCCGGGAUCGAACCGGGAUUACAGGAAUCAGAAUCCUGGGUGCUAACCAUUACACUACACAACCAGCUGUUGCUGUGGCUUUUGGAAUUUCUAGUUCUAUGAGUCUAAAUCUAUGACCCCGGUGGUGAAGCAAAAAGAAAAAUUAAGAGGUCGUGCCCGGGAUCGAACCGGGAUUACAGGAAUCAGAAUCCUG